Thamnophis sirtalis is the source of this 1055-nucleotide messenger RNA. RefSeq lists its product as uncharacterized. The record is from RefSeq and is a predicted model, not a curated record. NCBI's taxonomy places the organism in Eukaryota, Metazoa, Chordata, Lepidosauria, Squamata, Natricidae. Gene Ontology annotation, molecular function: methyltransferase activity.
AUGGAUUUUCCAUCGGCUCGCCAAGCGGUGCUGAACGUAAUAAAGGGUGCGCGUGCGGGGGAGUUGCCUCGCCUGCUGCACUGGCUGAGAACAUCUAAUGACUUUGAUGAAUUUACAUUCAAUAAUGAUGAUAUCAUUCUCAGAAGUAUUGCUGAAGAUAUUCGACAUCGUUUGCCUGUUGGAGCAGUGCUCAAUUCAGAGCAUAAUGCUAUUCAAAAACUUCAUGAACAGACAGUACCAACCAUUCAUGUUGAUGCUUUCCUUUAUGAUGAUGAUUGUAUUGACUCUUUAUGUGAAGAAGGAAAGAUGAGCAGAAAUUAUUGUCUAGCAUGUGGCUCUCAUCAGACAGCACCAUUAGAAUUCAUUUCCCAUUCCUUUUCCCUUGUGGAACUGAAGUUCCUGUACCAGGAAGUAUUGCCUGACCUGACAGGGAAGGUUCUGGUUGACGUGGGCUCCAGGCUUGGAGCAGUCCUGUUUGGGGCCUACUAUUAUAGUUCAGCAUCCCAGAUCUAUGGAGUUGAGAUGAACGGAGACUUUUGCCAGUUGCAGGAAACUAUCAUUUCAAAGUAUCGACUUGACGACAGAAUAAAGGUGAUUAAUGCAGAUAUUUGUACUCAAGCUUCACUUCUUCAAAAUGCAGACAUUGUUGUAAUGAAUAAUGUCUUUGAAUAUUUUCUUGACAGAUCAGAACAGGCUAGAGCAUGGAAAAUCAUAAGUCAAAAUGUAAGAAAGCCAGGGUCUUUAUUAGUGACUGUCCCAAGCCUUGAAAAGUCUCUCUCAGAGCUUCAGGUGGACAUUCAGCUCAGCCAGUGGGUAAAAGCAGUACCAGUGCAAUAUGAUGAAUUCUUAGAAGAUGCUGAUAGAGAAGCACUUAAAGAAAUUUACUUGUACAGAAUUCUAUAGCAUACAAAAUAUGUACAUUUGCAUCAAGUGCUUUUUAAAUAAAAAAAAUAACAUUUUAAAGAAUGUUAGUUUGUUAAAUUUUGUUAUGAACUGCCUUUGAAAAUAAUAUGGAAAAUCAGUGAUGCAUUUUUGGUAAAUAAACAUGAAGGCGU